Molecule: messenger RNA, 1619 nt
Organism: Physella acuta
Lineage: Eukaryota; Metazoa; Mollusca; Gastropoda; Physidae
Product: ankyrin repeat domain-containing protein 42-like
Molecular function (GO): protein binding
Source: RefSeq, a predicted model, not a curated record
AUAACUCUCUAGAUACGACAUGUAAAUAAAAACAUCGGAUUCAUUAUUGAGUCAAUUAUUGACAUUUUGUGUAUCAGCUUCCUAUGUAAAGAAUGCCAGCAGCAAAUAUAAACCCCGCAAAUUAUCAGUCCAUCCACGAUGCUGUCAGAAACUGUGAUGUUCUACACCUGGAGGUUAUGGUGAGAAAUGGUGCUAGUGUCAAUGAAGUGGAACCAAAAGACAAAUUUACUCCUCUUCACACAGCGUGUAAUGCUGGUGCAUUAGAGUGUGUUCACUGGUUGUUAUGGCAUGGUGCUGAUCCUACUGUGACAACACCUAGAGGGUGGACACCUGCCCACAUUGCAGCCAUCAGAGGCUAUGAAAACUGUAUAGAGGCUUUAGCAAACAAUGGAGUCAGUCUAUCAUCCAAAGACACAAGGGGGCAGACACCACUACAUCUUGCAGCAGCUCAUGGUCACUCUUUUUGUUUGAAUACAAUCCUUAGAUCUGGUGCUGAUGUAUCAGUUAUUGACAACAUGGGAUGGAACCCAGUCCACUCAGCAUCAUACCAUGGAAGGCUAGGCUGUCUCCAGCUGCUGUUAAAGUGGGGAGGAUCUUCAGACAAUGUUGACAACAAUGGCAACACACCUGCUCAUUUAGCUGCUGCAGAGGGUAACCUCCCCUGCCUGAAGUUUCUGGUCUGCAACAGUGGCAAUGCCACCUCAGUUCUGUCAGCCCGCAACGACCACGGGGAGACACCCAAGGACCUGGCUCAGCAGUUUUACAAGGACAAUGUCCUGGAGUACAUCACGCACAUAGAGCAUGAGCAGGACAACCCAGAGCAGGAGGAAAAUCUUUCAUUUCCCGCCCACGUCGCUGCUUACAGUGGAAACCUAGAUCACCUCAGGAUGCUUGUGGAGAAUGGAGUUGUCAACAUAAAUGAGCGUGAUGACAGGGGUGCCACAUUGGCCCACAAAGCUGCUGGACAGGGCCAUAUAAAUAUUCUACAAUGGCUAAUAGAGAUGGGGGCCAACAUGACCAUCACUAACCAGGCUGGAGAAACACCUUGUGAUGUUGCCAGACGCUUUGCUCAGUUGGCCUGUGCAAAGCUACUUGGUGGAACCAGUUUAGAUGAAGCAGAAGAGCUGGUUGUGGGAACUGAGAGUGAAGAUGAAGAAGAAGAGGGAGAUGGUGUUAAAAGAAAGGCCAGAAAAUCAAAGAAAGCCCAAGAUAACGCUAAAGGAAGAGCCAAAAUGAAAGUAGAUGAACUUGAAAGGUUGUUGGACAUUGCCAAAAAAAAUUAUGUCCAGCUGGGCGGAUCCUUGGAGGAGGACAGGAGGAGGCUGAAGGAGAUGAGGGACAAAGACCAAACAAUCAAUGAACUGGAGGCUAAACUGGACUAUGAAAGGCUGAAAAGGGAGAAGUUGGAAGCCCAGCUUGACCAGUACAGAAGAGAAAUUGGCUACCUUAAUUCAGAGAUAGAAAAUAUGCAGAUCAACAUGCAUGAGGAAGAACCAGAUCACCAAGCCACCAGAAACAGGAAAAAGAAAUCGAAGAAGAAGAUUUACGAUGAUGGUGGUGUUUUCAUCAAGCGCAAUAGCACAGUCCCCAAUAAAGGAACAAAAUACAAGAAGAUUUAA